Messenger RNA from Staurois parvus, 346 nucleotides. Lineage: Eukaryota; Metazoa; Chordata; Amphibia; Anura; Ranidae. The record is from the annotation of a GenBank genome assembly.
GGACCUGGCAGCAGCAUGAGGAGGUGGUACAGGGGCCCAUGACAGAUUACGGGCCUGGCAGCAGCAUGAGGAGUUGGUACGGGGGCCCAUGGCAGAUUACGGGCCUGGCAGCAGCAAUGGGAGGCCGUACAGGGACCCAUGACACACUCUGGACCUGGCAGCAGCAUGAGGAGGCGGUACAGGGGCCCAUGACAGAUUACGGGCCUGGCAGCAUCAUGAGGAAAAGACUGCUGACGGAAUCCGUGAAGAGGAGUAGCACGAGAAGGAGCAUUUGAACGAGCGGAAUAUGCCAACAAGCGACAACAGGGGCCCAUGACAGAUUACGGGCCUGGCAGCAGCAUGAGGA